AUGUCGGACGCUACCACAGUACUUCUUGAACUAUGUCAGAGAGCAACCAAUUUAGCGAACAUCAAUUCGACUCGGACUGUCGAAUACCUGACAGCCUCAAAAAGCCAUCAAACGCACGGUUUCCGUGGCCUUGCGAUCAAUUUCUUGGAAGUCUGUCAGACACUAUGGCCAAUACAAGCAGGUCUUUUAGAGGCUGCUCGAGCAGAAGACCAACUGCCUAUCGACGUUGCAAAAGAGCUUACUGAUAAGGUUAGCUCGACCAUCGACAACUUUAAUUUUCUGGACCUCUUGCUGUCAAAACUCCUCAUAUAUGAGCGCAAGAAGGGCUUCAGCAAGCUUACAAAAGGAUUUGGCAUGAUGGGAAUCGACACAGAAGUCCACAGAUUGAGUGCUGCACUUGCCAAAGAUCGUGAUAGUCUUCGUAUGGGUUCUCUCGCAUUCAAAUGGAUCCUUGGUGACGCCAACCUUCCAUCGUCUACGGGCAGUGCCUAUACUAGCCUGGCAACAGCCUUGAAGGCAGCCAAUGGUCAGAAGCCGCCCUCAGCGUCCUCGUCUUCAACGCGAGCUUCAAACCGACAGCCAUCGAAUAAAUCAGCUACGAGUACAGAUAGGACUGUUCCUACGAACGUGAUCGUUCCGAACCUUGAUCAGUUACCACCCCUUCCAGCUUGGGAAGGCUCAUUGCUGGGAGGUCCCACGUUACCAACCAAGCCUACAGGUCUCACCACGCCAAGCUCUGCAGCAUUUCCCAAUCGUUCGAGACAGUCUGACUUACACACACCAGAAUCAAAGGUUUCAGCACAAAGAUGCGUUACUAGUACGGAGCUGAAGCGAGGUCUGACAACGCCAGCGAUCCAGGAACUUCACCACAGCAGCGACGAGUCUCGCCGGGGAACGAUAUCGGAUACGAGUAUGACAACGGUCGAGUCAAUGAUCCAGUUUGAAGACAUGCUCAAAAAUUACGACUAUGAGAGAAGAUCCCCGUCUCAGCCUCGUGCACUGUCUAAAACGGCUUCGCCUCCUACCGUCCGUCGUACUCAGAGGCCUCCACCUGCCACACCGACCACAGUGAAAGCCGCUUUGAUUGCUGCUGUGCAAGCAGGAAAUCAUGAAGCUCUUGAGGAACUGCUUGAGCAGCAGAUACCUGCAGAGAUUUUCGCAGAGCUACGAUUGCUUAACAAUUCCGUCCUGCACGAAGAUUUUGGCAGUCUGCGUUUACUGCUCGUGCAUGGUGCAGAUCCAAAUUAUUCUGAUGGUGGAGUGCUCAGUCCUCUUUCCACAGCAACAGAAAUGUCUUCGUACGAGGCUGCAAGUAUACUUGUCAGGUACGGUGCCAACCCAAACCUCUCUGCUACCGCUGAAGGAGAAUCGCCAUUACUUAUGGCUAUCAGUGGCGACAAAAUCGAUUUGCUCGAACUAUAUCUGAAGCAUGGAUGUGGUGUGAACGAAAUGCUUCCCGAUGGCGACACUCCCUUUCUCAAGUCGAUCAACAAGACGACCUCUGCCGACGUUGUGUCACUUCUACUUGAGUCAGGAGCCGAACCAGACAAGAAGAGCACCCAUGGAGAAACACCACUUGUCAAGUCCUUGUUUGCGAAACGUGUCGACCUAGCCACACUCCUGCUUGAUCACAAAGCCAAUCCCAACCUCGCAGGACCGAAACAUCCUCUGUGGCCUUCAACGUAUGAUCCAGCCCUUCUCUCGCUCAUGUUGUCCCGUGGUGCCAAGCCAAGAAUGGCACCAGGCAUAAUGGAGCUGGCCACAAGUUUGAAUUGCAUCGAGUCAGUCAAGAUUCUGCUUCAGUACAAAAUCGAUCCGAACAUCAAGAAAGACGGCGUGUACACACCACUUUGCAGCGCAAUUCGAGACGAUCGCAGUGAAAUCGUGACGCUUUUACUAAAAAACGGUGCAGAUCCGAAUGUGCCGGCAUCCGAGUAUCCAGCGUUCAAAUGUGUAUCACACAACCGCUUACAUUUCUUGCCUCAGAUUGUGGCUGCUGGUGCAGAUAUACAUACUCCAAAAGGAAUAUUAGAAGUAGCUGUGGCACACAACAACAAGGAAGCAUUAAUGAAUCUGCUUGACGCUGGAGUUGAUGUGAAUGCCAAGAACAGCCAGGCUGAUGGCGCAACAGCACUUUCCACCGCGAUACGUGAUAACAAUCUGCAAUUUGUCGACAUCCUUCUCGCUCAUGGUGCGAACCCAGCCAUCAGAGGGUCCGACUGGCCACUUGUAAUGUCGAUCCGGAGUCCGACUAUUAUGACCAAGAUCUUGCCAUGUCUUCCCAAGAACUAUCACUCGAAGGGUAUUAUUGAGCAAGCCGUAGUGGCUGAUCAGCUCGAUUCAGUCAAACUACUUGCCGCAGCUGGGUUCAGCGUCGAAGAUAAGACAGGCGGUGUUUUUAGUCCAAUGACCACUGCACUUCGCGAGCGACACAUCGAUAUUGUACACUUCCUUCUCGAUGAGGCUGGUGCGGACAUCAAUGCUCCAGGUGAGCAUCUACCGAUCGUCAAAGCCUUGCGGAGGUGCUGUGGACCAGAAGAUACAGAAGCCAUUGAGAUUCUGCUUGAGCGCGGUGCUGAUAUCAACCUAGUAUACCGAGGAUGGAAUGGUGUCAUGCAAGCAAUUGAGCGAGGUGACGCCGAGAUUUUGAGACUGCUCGUUCAGAAGUCAAAGAGCGAUGUAGACCUGAACGCGAAGGAUGACGAAGGACAGACAGUACUUGAGUUUGCCAGGGAGCGAGGAUGGGAUGAGGGCGAAGCUAUAUUGCUGGGGAAGGAAUUUUGA
Molecule: messenger RNA, 2784 nt
Organism: Lithohypha guttulata
Lineage: Eukaryota; Fungi; Ascomycota; Eurotiomycetes; Chaetothyriales; Trichomeriaceae
Exons: 1
Coding region: 1-2784 (927 amino acids)
Molecular function (GO): protein binding
Source: RefSeq, a predicted model, not a curated record